Molecule: messenger RNA, 7855 nt
Organism: Apus apus (common swift)
Lineage: Eukaryota; Metazoa; Chordata; Aves; Apodiformes; Apodidae
Gene: AGL
Product: amylo-alpha-1, 6-glucosidase, 4-alpha-glucanotransferase
Exons: 34
Coding region: 319-4911 (1530 amino acids)
Biological process (GO): glycogen catabolic process; glycogen biosynthetic process
Molecular function (GO): 4-alpha-glucanotransferase activity; amylo-alpha-1,6-glucosidase activity
Source: RefSeq, a predicted model, not a curated record
UCUCCGUGCGCGGCCGAACCAAUAAAGUUUGUUUCAAAAAAAACCGAAAGGGAAGGAAAAAAAGCGGCUCCGACGAGUCUGUCGCGGUUGCUAGCGAGUUGCGUGAGCGACCGGCCGCCCGGCCAGCCCGGCGCUGCCGCAGCAGGCGAGGGCGGACGGGCUGCUCCAGCCCCCGCCACGGCCGCGCUCGGCCUCGGCAGCCGUCGCCCUCGGUAGGGAGCUGCGCCUCCGCCGCUCUGCGGGCCCGCCCGGCUCGCUUUUCCCUCCCUGAAGGGAGUCUCCUGGUGCGGGAGGAGCGCCGGACAGGCGGCCGCAGCCAUGCCGAGCGCUAAGGAGACGCGGCUGCUGCACCUCAGCGAGAUGGAGAAGCUGGACAAGACCCUCUUCAGGCUAGAGCAAGGUUUUGAGCUGCAGUUCCGAUUGGGCCCAACCCUUCAGGGCAAGCCUGUUACUGUGUACACAAAUUAUCCAGCUUCUGGAGAAGUAUUUGAUCGCCACAAGUUCAGAACACUAUCGUGGCACAAUCCUGCAGGAAAAGAAGAUGACUCUGACAAAUUCUGCAAGCUGGACCUCCAAAUUUCUGGGUCAUAUCAGUACUAUUUCAGUCUUGGAAAUGAAAAAAGUGGUGGAGGUUACAUAGUUGUGGAUCCUGUUUUGCAUGUUGGAGCUGAUAAUCAUGUGUUACCUUUGGAUUGUGUUACACUCCAGACAUUCCUUGCUAAGUGUCUGGGACCGUUUCAUGAAUGGGAAGAUAGGCUUAAAGUUGCAAAGGAAACAGGUUACAACAUGAUUCAUUUUACACCACUGCAGAAGCUUGGACUGUCUAGAUCGUGUUAUUCACUGGCUGAUCAGUUAGAAGUAAAUCCUGAAUUUUCAAGCCCUAAUAAAAAGUGCACUUGGAGCGAUAUAGGAGCUCUUGUGGAAAAAUUGAAAAAUGAAUGGAAUAUGCUUUGCAUCACAGAUGUAGUCUACAAUCAUACUGCAACUAACAGUGAAUGGCUCAGGAUGCAUCCAGAAUGUGGCUAUAACCUUGUAAAUUCGCCUCACCUGAAGCCAGCUUGGGUCUUGGAUAGAGCUCUGUGGCACUUGACCUGUAUGGUGGCUGAUGGAAAGUACACUGCUAAAGGGAUCCCUCCCUUGAUUGAAAAUGAUCAUCACCUGAAUUGUAUCCGUAAAAUCAUUUGGGAAGAUAUAUAUCCAAAAAUUAAACUAUGGGAAUUUUUUCAAGUGGAUGUUAACAAAGCUGUGCAGCAGUUUAGAACCCUUCUAACUCAAGGCAAAAUGGGCACUAAAUCUGAUCCAAAUCAACAUCUUCAGAUAGUUCAGGAUCCUGAUUAUAGACGAUUUGGCUGUACUGUAGAUAUGAAUAUAGCAUUGGCAACAUUCAUACCACACAGCAAUGGACCAGCUGCAAUAGAAGAAUGUUGCAACUGGUUUCGCAAGAGGAUUGAGGAACUGAAUGCUGAACAAUACAGACAAACUAAUCAUCAUCAAGAACAGGCUGUCAAUUGUCUUGUGGGGACUGUGGUUUAUGAACGACUGGCUGGUGAUGGUCCUAAGCUGGGUCCUAUCAGUAGAAAAUAUCCUCUAGUUACCAGGUAUUUUACUUACCCAUUCCAAGAGCUAACUGUGGGGGAAGAAGAAGCUAUGAUACAUCAGCCAGAUAAAGCUUGUUAUUUCAUGGCUCAUAAUGGCUGGGUUAUGGGAGAUGAUCCUCUCAGAAACUUUGCAGAACCAGGUUCAAAUGUUUACUUGAGAAGAGAGCUUAUUUGUUGGGGAGACAGUGUGAAACUGCGUUAUGGUAACAAACCUGAAGAUUGCCCAUACCUCUGGGCACAUAUGAAAAAAUACACUGAAAUCACUGCCAAAUAUUUCCAUGGUGUUCGUCUUGACAACUGCCACUCGACACCUAUUCAUGUAGCUGAGUACAUGCUGGACACAGCUAGAAAAUUGCGAGCCGAUUUGUAUGUAGUGGCUGAGCUGUUCACAGGAAAUGAGGAGCUGGACAAUAUCUUUGUGAAUAGGCUGGGCAUUACCUCCUUAAUAAGAGAGGCAAUGACUGCUUAUAACAGCCAUGAAGAAGGAAGGUUAGUUUAUCGUUUUGGAGGUGAACCUGUUGGCUCUUUUGUUCAGCCACGUCUGAGGCCAUUGAUGCCAGCUAUUGCUCAUGCACUGUUUAUGGAUAUUACACAUGAUAAUGAAUGUCCCAUUCAGCACCGAUCUGCCUAUGAUGCUCUUCCUAGUGCAAUGAUUGUUUCCAUGGCAUGCUGUGCUACAGGAAGCACCAAAGGCUAUGAUGAACUAGUACCACACCAGAUCUCUGUAGUAUCUGAAGAGAGGUUUUAUGCAAAAUGGAAUCCAGCAGCACACCUGUCUUCUGGCGAAGUUAAUUUCCAAACAGGAAUUCUAGCAGGAAGGCUGGCCAUAAACAGGCUGCAUCAGGAGCUGGGGGCUAAAGGCUUUAAUCAGGUGUACGUAGACCAAGUUGAUGAAGAUAUAGUGGCAGUGACAAGACAUUGUCCUAACACACACCAGUCUGUUGUGGCUGUAAGUCGAACUGCCUUCAGGGAUCCUAACACUUCCUUCUACAGUAAAGAAGUACCUGAAAUGUGUAUACCAGGAAAAAUAGAAGAGAUAGUACUUGAGGCUAGGACUAUUGAGAGAGAUUCUAGUCCUUACAAAAAGGAUAAACACUUCAUAAAUGGAUUGCCUAAUUUCACAAUGGAACUCAGAGAGCAUAUCCAGAUUACAGACAGUAAGAUUAUAAAGCAAGCUGGGACUGCCAUAAAAGGGCCAAAUGAAUUUGUUCAAGAAAUAGAAUUUGAAAAGUUAACACCAGGAAGUGUAAUAGUGUUCAGAGUUAGUCUUGACCCUAAGGCACAAGAGGCUGUUGGCAUACUCCGCAAUCAUUUAGUCCAGUUCAGUCCUCAUUUUAAAUCUGGAAGUCUUCCUGAUGAUGAUUCAGCACCCAUAUUAAAAACAUUAUUUUCUUCUAUUGCAUCUAAACUAACACUGGCUGACCUGAAUCAAGUACUGUAUAGGUGUGAGGCAGAAGAACAAGAAGAUGGUGGAGGUUGUUACAAUAUACCAAACUGGUCACCCCUGAAGUAUGCAGGCCUCCAAGGAUUAAUGUCAGUGAUGGCAGACAUAAGACCAAAGAAUGAUUUGGGUCAUCCAUUUUGUGAUAAUUUAAGAUCUGGAGACUGGAUGAUUGAUUAUGUCAGUAAUCGUCUGAUUUCACGUGCAGGAGCCUGUGCAGAAGUUGGUAAAUGGUUGAAGUCCAUGUUUGUCUACCUAAAGAGAAUUCCACGCUACCUCAUCCCAUGUUACUUUGAUGCCAUAUUAGUGGGUGCAUAUACAACACUUCUGGAUGUGGGAUGGCGUCAGAUGUCCAGCUUUGUGCAGAAUGGAUCAACAUUUGUUAAACACCUUUCCUUGGGUUCAGUCCAGAUGUGUGGGAUAGGAAAAUAUUCUUGUCUGCCAGAUCUGUCUCCGUCAUUACAUGAUGUUCCCUAUAGGCUGAAUGAGAUUACAAAUGAGAAAGAACAGUGUUGUGUUUCCUUAGCAGCUGGUUUACCUCACUUUUCCUCUGGAAUUUUUCGUUCUUGGGGACGGGAUACCUUUAUUGCACUGAGAGGUCUAAUGUUAGUUACUGGGCGCUAUCUAGAAGCAAGAAACAUAAUUUUAGCAUUUGCUGGGACUUUAAGACAUGGCCUCAUCCCCAAUCUGCUUGGCCAGGGGACACAUGCCAGAUACAACUGUCGUGAUGCUGUAUGGUGGUGGCUUCAGUGUAUCCAGGACUACUGUAAAAUUGUUCCAAAUGGAUUAGACCUUCUCAGGUGUCCUGUUUCUAGGAUGUACCCACGAGAUGAUUCUUCUCCUCAGCCUGCAGGCACUAGGGAUCAGCCACUUUAUGAAGUAAUACAGGAAGCAAUGCAGCGACACAUGGAAGGCAUAAACUUCCGAGAAAGGAACGCUGGUCUGCAGAUAGAUCAGAACAUGAGAGAUGAAGGUUUUAACGUAAGUGCAGGUGUUGACCACGAAACCGGCUUUGUCUUUGGAGGGAACCGCUUUAAUUGUGGCACUUGGAUGGAUAAAAUGGGAGAGAGUGACAAAGCUCGCAACAAAGGAAUUCCAGCUACUCCAAGAGAUGGCUCUGCUGUGGAAAUUGUUGGCCUGUGCAAGUCGGCUGUUCGCUGGUUGCUGGAUUUAUCUCGGAAAAAUGUGUUUCCAUUCCAUGGAGUCAAUGUAAAAAGACAUGGAAAGGAGGAGACUAUCACAUAUGAUGAGUGGAACAGAAAAAUUCAAGGACACUUUGAAAGGCUGUUCUUUGUCUCUGAGAACCCAUCAGAUCCUAAUGAGAAACAUCCAGAACUUGUUCACAAACGUGGAAUUUACAAGGACAGCUAUGGAGCUUCAAGUCCAUGGUGUGAUUACCAACUCAGGCCAAAUUUUACAAUAGCAAUGGUUGUGGCCCCUGAGUUGUUCACACCUGAGAGAGCUUGGAAAGCUCUGCAGAUAGCAGAAGAAAAGUUGCUUGGUCCAUUAGGCAUGAAAACUUUAGAUCCAGACGAUAUGGUUUACUGUGGAGUGUAUGAUAAUGCGCUUGACAAUGACAACUACAACGUAGCCAAAGGUUUUAAUUAUCACCAAGGACCAGAAUGGCUGUGGCCAAUUGGAUAUUUUCUUCGUGCUAAAUUGUACUUUUCAAAGUUGAUGGGUCCAGAGAUAUAUGCAAAAACUGUAGUUAUGAUUAAGAAUGUUCUUUCUCGCCACUAUGUUCACCUUGAAAGAUCGUCCUGGAAAGGGCUUCCUGAACUGACCAAUGAAAAUGGACAGUACUGCCCUUUUAGCUGUGAAACUCAGGCCUGGUCAAUUGGUGUUAUCCUUGAAAUCCUUUAUGACUUGUAAAAGUUUAUUUUGAUUUGAUUAAACUUCUGUGGUCUUAUUAUUGGGCAUAAAUGAACAGUUGGCUUAUACUGCAAGGGAAAUGUCCUGUUCUGCACAAUCACUUAAGCUGUGUCCUGACUUUCAAAGAUGCUGAGUGCCAGCAGCUCCUUUGCCCUAUAACUGUGUGGGGUUGGAUUGGUUUUUGAAAAUCAGGCCAUGGCAGUAAAAUAAAACUGCAGUGCACACUUGAUGCAGAAACUUUUAGUAAGGAGCAAUUUCAAUAACAUGCACAGACUUAAUUUUAAGUAGCUUUAGUUUUUUAGACUUUUCAAAUAAAAAUUAAUGUAAUGAAGUCCGGCAGCUCUUUUCUGAGCUAAAAAAAAAAGUAGUACAGCUCUUAUGUUGUUGGUAUUUUGUCUCCUGAAGAGUAAGUGGAUGUUUUGCAAAGGCAUGCUUGAAGGGGAGUAGACUAACCUAUAACAUUCUGAAUUUUGUAUGCUUUCUGCUGGAGCCCAUACAUUAAUGAAGGCAGAAUAUGUUGUCUCUCUCUUGAACUGUAUUACGGGGAUUUUUGUUUGUGUUCAGUUGAACACUUCAUUAAGCAACCACAGAAGUAAAGUUUGAAUACUGUAAUAAACCAACCUUUGAAGCUAUAUAGAAAAUGUUAAAAAAUGUAAACUACUUUGAGAGUUAAGUCAAGCAAUACCCUAUGCUACUCCAUUUUUUAAUUUAUUUGCAUACUGCGGGUCAUGCAGCAAACCUAUUUCUUCAUUUAAAUCUGUUUUUCACUGUGAUGAAUUCAUAAGAAGCAUGUGCAUACAAUACACAGCCUGCUAGGGGAGGCCAAAGAUAGAAAAGUCAAUGUGCCUUUAUUAUUAAGAAAAUCCUAGCUCUACUGAAGCAGGUAGAAACACAUAACAUCAGCAGGAUGAGAUAUUAGCCUGCCACCAGACAAGAGAACAUGAGGUUUCUGUGCCUUUUGAGAUUACACCAAGAAGAAUAAGCAUGCUCCCUCUGUGGUGUUCUUUUGGGAACAGCAUCCAGCAAACAUGAUGCAAAACACAUCUGUUCUUUCUUAUUUGGAUGCCUGUAUGCCCUUGUUGAGUUGAGUUCAGUGUUCCCGAACUGAGAAGUGGUUGAUGGAAGUGCAUUUAGUAAUUCUCAACCCUAUAUUAAUGUGAUUUUUCCAUCACAGUGCAAUAAACAGGCAGAGAGUGAGUCUGACAACAUGUCCCACAUCACAGAUGGGAAAGGCAAAACUCAUACUGUGCUUCUUCAGGUUAGACAACAUAUGCUGAAAAAAAUAUACGCAGGAUGUAACUAUAAUGCACUAAUAACAUGUAUGUCAAGAUUUUAUGAUAUCUGUAUUUUAAAGUUUCUGUACCCUGUCUUAAGUACAGUGCAAGUGUGCUGUCUUGAUCAGGAAGAAUGUUACAGAUAGUUACAUUCAAGGGCAAGUUAAUAGGCUGAAGAUAAAUGAGUUGUAAGAAGUGGCUAUAUUCACACUGUUUAUUUGAAAGGUUAAGUAAGUAUUUGAACUCCCUUGCUGAAGUGUUCAGUACUUAAAAAUUGUCAUUAGGGAAGGUCUAUAUUGUACCUCAACUUUUAAGCUGCUGCAGUAAGUGAGUUGAAAUUUGUUGUUGUUUUCUUGGCACAAUGCAUGAGAGAUGUCACUUGAUUGAAAACUGCUGAAAUGUUAGCCACACUAUUUUUUUUAAUGUGCAAGAGGCAUAUAAAGUAUUUUUCAUAAUGUACUGGACUUCCAAAACUCUUGAUAAUUAUGUUGUGCUUUGUGUCCUACUGUGUCAUAGCUUUUUAAUGUUUUCCUAGAUAAUUUUCUCAUUUAUUAUUUCAAGUUAUGUCUUAUAGCUCCUAUGGUUUAGAAAGCAGGAACAAUAUGACAGAAUGAAUUGUUCUUGAUGAAAAACAUUUGAAAAUAGGAAAUGCAGCUUAAGAGCUACAACUGUUGAAAACGAUUUCUGCAAGGUGCCAAAUUAUGUAUAUUGGCAAUCAGUCUUUGCAGUUGAGGAAAAAAAAGUGAUUCAUCAAAACCUUCCUAUGUUGUUAUAGAUGACUUUCCACUGUUUUGCAAACUGUACUGCUGAUAGAGACUGCAUAUUUGUCACUGCUAGUUUCUUAUAAUUUAAUAGUAAAAUUUUAAGGAUAAAUCACCACUGCGUACACGAAGACACUUGCGCAUCUUAUAAACAUGCCCAUUUAUUAUGUUGCUUUGGCACUGACUUAGUUGAACAUAGUUUUAGUGACAGAUGUUUUAAAUAGGAAAAACUAUUUAUUAUAUUGGUUGACUUUGCUGUUAAGUAGCAACAAAAGUAAGAUUUGAGGUUAUAAAUGUUGGAGGGGGGCCAUAGGGGUUUUUUGGUUUUUUUUGAUGCUCGGUCUUUUUUAUCACAAAGCUACUGAACACUUUGUCAAGCCAGACAGUUUAAAAAUGAAGAGGGAAGAAAGCAAUGUUAAAUCUAAGACUUACAUGUGCUGGUAUGCAUCUAGAUAAACUCUGUAUCUAAGUCUUUAUCCCCUGAACUGUGUUUUCAUUCAUUAGUAUCAUUUAUAUUAUACCCUCAAAAACUUCCUAGUAAUGCAGAGUUAUAUUCGGUAGAAUGUUUUAGAAAUAAGCUAAAGAACUUAAAAAGAACUGUGAAUCCAUCGUGUUACAGUUGGUAUUUCUGGAUCUAUAUGUUACUGAGACAUUUUUUUAUUUCCUCCCACUUGAAAUAAUUUUGACUGUUACUAGUGUUUGUACAGUUAAUAGCCCUUGAUUUAUUCAAUGAUGAUUAACGUGAGAAUUGAAGGAAAAUAAUGUAUUAUUCUCGCACUGCAUGUUGUAAUGGUAAAUGGAAAUAUGAGUUUUAUGUGUGUUUGUCCAGCACAACAACCGAUUUUAGAAAAUGUCAUUAUUCAUAUAUUUCUGAAAUGCACAAAAUAAAAUUCUUUAAUUCAGAGUUAA